Babjeviella inositovora NRRL Y-12698 is the source of this 1591-nucleotide messenger RNA. RefSeq names its product KH domain-containing protein. Gene Ontology annotation, cellular component: nucleus; cytoplasm. Lineage: Eukaryota; Fungi; Ascomycota; Pichiomycetes; Serinales. The coding region runs from base 282 to 1214 and encodes 310 amino acids. Gene Ontology annotation, biological process: regulation of gene expression. The transcript has a single exon. Gene Ontology annotation, molecular function: mRNA binding. The record is from RefSeq and is a predicted model, not a curated record.
AUGCGUCCAGAUUGGCGAUCAGGUUUUUCAGCAGUGGUACACUGUCUCGCCCUAUCGAAGACGUUUCGUUCUUGCGAGUGCUUUUGUCCCCGAAACAAGUCACACAAGCCAAACUGCCUGCUUUGAUUGAAUGUUCUCCUGGAGUGUCGAACCGAGAAAAGGUGGUAGAAAUACGUGGUUCAGCUAAACAUAUAGCCGGCAUAGUGGAGAGCCUCUGCCACGAAACCACCCUCCAAAGUGCCGUUCACUUCCUUCUCUCCGACCAUGAAACAAAGUUAGUGAUGCAGCGAAUGGACACUAUCCCUAACUUUGCUUGUGUUAAUAUUGGCCAGAAGAACCUCCCUCUCACAAACGACCGUAUGGUGCAAGUCUAUGGCUCUCCUUCUCAGAUCAGAGAUGUGGUAGAAAGCGUUUUGGUGGUGGUUCAAGAGAGAAAGCAUCUUUUGGAGGGUGCCUACCACGAUAAGUAUGAACCUUACCCGUCCUUGCCACUCUUUCAGAAACUAGAAAUCCCAAAAACCCUUGUGAGUGGGGCACUCGGGGUAAACUAUUCCAAGCUUGAUGGUAUCCAAAAGGCGACAGGCACGAGCAUCCACCUCGUUUCCGAGGUCAAUAGCGAGCACAAAGUGUGUUUGUUGGUAUAUGGUCAGAGCAAAGGUCCAGUGGAUCUAGCGAUCGCCAGGCUCUUUGAUGUCGUUAAGCUGGAAAUCACGCGCAAGAUGAACGAAAUUGUCGGUCGGAAGUACGUAGCAGAGACGGUCGCUCCCGUUAGCUUGGUUGACUACAUCAUAGGUGAGAGGGGUAAAACUGUGAUCCAGCUCUCCAAGAAGACUAAUACUGCCAUUGACAUUCACAGGGGCACCGGUGUGUGCCGUGUGAUAGGCUUUGAUGCUAAUACGGUUUCCUCGGCCACCACUCUGUUGGAGGUGACUAUUUCGAGGUUAAAGCUGGAGGUGUUACCAUACUUGUCCGCUAUUAAACCGGGGUACAAGUAUCAGUUUUCCAAUAUGGUUGACAUACCAACGUCUUCUGUCAAGACAAUUAUAGGGGAUCGUGCAAAACAAAUACGAAAGCUUGAAACUACCCUGAAUGUCCGAGUACGGUUCCAAGAUCUAGUCGAUCAAAAACGGAUGCUGGCAUGUGUGGUGUAUGGCGAUGACUUGGAGCAUAUCGAGCGAGCCAUGAAUGCUAUCGCUACCAUCCUCUCUCGAUAGAGUUUGGUAGGUUAAAGUACAUCCUGUAAUAAUUUCUGUAUUUUGACCGGUACUUACAAGAGCUGGCACUUACAGGAACCGGAACUUACACUCUACUUACAAGACUUUUGCAUAGUGGACAUUAUUCAAUAUGAAACUAUAACCUUGUUGUAUAACUAUCUUGUGCUAUUACUCUUCAAAUCCACUUUUUGUGUAGGCAGGAAUCCUGUUAGCUUUUCCUCCGAUAGACGAGACGACUCUUUAGCCCUCGAUCUCUGUUGGACGACACCUCCUUCAACUUCUCCAGUCAUUUUACGGCUCCAAGAAAAAUUCGUGGUUUUUUGAAUGUCAAGUGCUUCGAUUAUACAUACCUCUGGGCGAUUCGUUCUGGUUCGCCC